Molecule: messenger RNA, 1175 nt
Organism: Chenopodium quinoa (quinoa)
Lineage: Eukaryota; Viridiplantae; Streptophyta; Magnoliopsida; Caryophyllales; Amaranthaceae
Exons: 2
Coding region: 343-708 (121 amino acids)
Source: RefSeq, a predicted model, not a curated record
UCGGAAGAGAGAGAAGAAGCGGAAGAGAAAAAUGAGAAUAUAUAUGACAAAUGAAAUAAAAUAAUACAUAAGCACCCAAAACUAAGGUCCAUUACAAUUUAAAAAAUAACGGGGUAAACCAAAAGUCAGUUCCACUCAUUAUCCAAUCAAGCUUGCCAAAAUGACCAUUGCGCCCUCCUAUUUGCUUUCCAAACAAAUAGGGCUUAUGCGCCCAGGGGGACUCGUUUGCAAACCCCAUAGCCAACCGGGGUUUAUGUCACACACUCAAACAAGCAUGAUAUAUUGACAUCCAACCCCCACCCCCACCCCCACCCCCAAAGCAGUUUUGAAAAAGGCCUAAAGAUGGUGUUUGGAACAGCAAUAAGGUUGUUGAUUGCCAAGAAACCAAAGCCAAAAAUGAAACCAAUAGACCUCAAAUCUCAACAACCUGAACAAACUCAAACCAUUACUCGCGCCAUCUUUGACAUCCUCAAGGACCACGGUCCUCUCACUAUCGCUCAAACCUGGGAACGACUUCAGGAAGUUGGUUUGAAGGAACUAACAAGCAAAACGCACAUGAAAACAGUUAUGAGGUGGAUGAGAGAGAGACAAAAACUUAAAAUGAUUUGUAACCAUGUUGGGCCUCAUAAGCAAUUUCUGUAUACCACCUGGUUCACAAAGGCAAAUAUCAAGCCUGCAAAACCUGGAAGUUGUGCUUCAAAGGAGUAAGAUAUGUGCAUCGCCAUGAGUUUACCAUUCAAGAAUUCAUUCAGGCUUUGGAAACCUAUUUGUGUCAAGCCAGGUUUGGCUUCUAAAUCAUGGCUUUGAUCAAGGCGCUUUGUCAUAUGUUUCUAGUCAGCUGCUUGGUUUUGUUGUGACUUGUUAACACAUCGUUCAUGGUUAUGAAUUUCAUUUCUCUGUAGCCUGUACCUAUACCCUUUUUCUUUUUCUUUUUUUUCUUUUUUUUUUUUAUUUUAACACAAGUAAAAUACAAAUAGCAAAAUUAAUGAACAUGAAGCUAAUCAAGGAAAUUUUCUGUUCGUUGGGCAUGAAGAGUAUUGUUGGUUGUAACUUGUAAGACUUGUAAACUAACAAAUCCCUAAAUGGAGCACAAUUUGUUGGACAUUGUAUCUUGAGGAUGCUAAAAUCUCAAAUCAUUUUUACACAUGAUAUAUUCAACUUUUCAUUUUGGAAAA